AUGCAGAAGUCUGCCUUCCAUAGAGCGCAGACUUUAUCCUAUAAGAAUGGUUAUGCGCUCCCCAUCCGGCCCAAAGUGGGGAUCGGAGACCAACCUUUAUCCUCAGAAAACCUCCAAAAUGAGAUGAACCAGCUUGCCAUUGACGCACUCAUCACCUCACCGGACACGUCCACACACACUCCUCCAAGCAACUUCAUCCCAGCCCAUGUCGUCUACGAAAAGAAGGUUCUGCGUUUCUACGGCUACAUCCAGGAGGAGGUGAUGGACUCACCGGCGGAGUGCUGGCGUGUGCGUCCCAUCAUGUUUUAUUACUACCUGAAGGACGAUACCAUGUGCGCGAUGGAGCCGAGGGUGGAAAACUCGGGAAUGCCGCAGGGAAUGCUGCUCAAACGCCAGCGGCUGCCCAAGAAUGGGCAUGGAGAAUACUACCACUGGAAGGACCUGAACGUUGCUAUGGACCUGUGUGUGUACGGCACCGUGUACAGAAUCACACACUGCGAUGCCUUCACCCAGGACUUCCUGGAGAGUCAGGGGAUAGCCCUGAAUGACCCUGAACUGACCCCCAGUGACCCCUACACGACCAGGCGAGCUCAGCCUGAACACAAUUUCGUUACACCAUCAGAAUAUGACUGCCUCAAACAGUUCCUCACUCUGGACCGCAAGGUGCUGCGUUUCUUUGCUCUGCUGGAUGACUCAGACUCUCUGUAUGGUGGGAAGAGGCCUGUAAUCAUACAGUAUUAUCUGGUGGAUGAUUCAGUGGAGAUCCGUGAGGUCCAGGAGCCCAAUAGUGGUAGAGACACGUUUCCCCUGCUGCUGCGGAGACAGAGGAUUCAUAAAGACUUCAAACCAGCCUCCCAGCCAUUCCCUAGCUGUAUUUUCGAAGUGACUCCACAUGAAGUUGCUGAGUAUUACUCUCCAAAGGACUUCCGGGUUGGGGAGAAGCUGAGGCUCAUGGGAAACCUCUUUGUGCUGUAUGAUUGUGAUGAGUUCACCCGAAAGUACUACGAGCAGCAUCACCCUGACAUCACACUCAAGCCCCACCCAAUGGAGAAAAUGUAUGAGCAAGACUGCAAGAGGGUGAUCCCACCAUACAAUGGCUUUGGGUCUCUUGAGGACUCUCUCCAAAACUGUCUGACACUGAUUCCUCAGCCGCCCAAAAAAGAUCUGAUAAAACUGCUGGAAAACAACCUCAAAGUGCUGCGCUACGUUGCCAGGCUGGACUCCCAGAAUCCUCAGGACAAGAGCCGUCACUUCAUCCUCCACUACUACCUGUCUAAUGACACGAUCAGCAUUCAUGAGAAGCCCACGCGCAACUCGGGCAUCAUCGGAGGAAAAUUCCUAGCAAAGACGCGCAUUCCCAAACCGGGAAGCACAGUGGAAAACCCUCAGUACUACAGACCAGCUGAUUUUGCUAUAGGAGCCACGGUGGAGGUGUUUGGACGGCGGUUCAUUCUGACAGACGCUGAUCAGUACGUACUGGAUCACCUCGAAUCGGUGGCAGAACAGGAGCGAAUCCCAGAGCAGACCCUCUCCUCACUCCGCCAAGCUCUGGGGAAGAACCUGAAUACACCCUCAGAUACAGAGCUUACACACUCACCCUGAAGACUGCAGCUACAGCACGGACA
Messenger RNA from Neoarius graeffei (lesser salmon catfish), 1625 nucleotides. Its product is annotated as EF-hand domain-containing protein 1-like. Lineage: Eukaryota; Metazoa; Chordata; Actinopteri; Siluriformes; Ariidae. The record is from RefSeq and is a predicted model, not a curated record. Bases 1 to 1602 code for a protein of 533 amino acids. Gene Ontology annotation, molecular function: alpha-tubulin binding. Gene Ontology annotation, cellular component: mitotic spindle; axoneme. The transcript is spliced from 9 exons. Gene Ontology annotation, biological process: mitotic spindle organization; mitotic cytokinesis; cilium-dependent cell motility.